Drosophila subobscura is the source of this 2971-nucleotide messenger RNA. RefSeq names its product post-GPI attachment to proteins factor 2-like. The record is from RefSeq and is a predicted model, not a curated record. The transcript is spliced from 5 exons. Gene Ontology annotation, cellular component: Golgi membrane; endoplasmic reticulum membrane. NCBI's taxonomy places the organism in Eukaryota, Metazoa, Arthropoda, Insecta, Diptera, Drosophilidae. Bases 236 to 1252 code for a protein of 338 amino acids. Gene Ontology annotation, biological process: GPI anchor biosynthetic process.
CCAGCGCAUUCGUGUGUGAGUGUUCUGUUACAAAAAAGCAGGUGGGCGAAAAAAUUAAACGGGGACUGCGGACUGCUGGACUGCGAAAUAUUAAAUAUUAUCCAAAGGAAAAAAACAGGAAAUUGCGUGUGAAGCGCGCGCGCGGUUUGGCGGCAGCAGCUGGGCAUACAAAUUAUGCGAAAGGGCAUCCUCCACAGCCAAACAAUUAACAGCAACGACGACGCCGCCGACAAAUAUGCAGAACAUACAGAAUUCAACAGCAGCAACGUCAUCGUCAUCCGGGGUAUCGAGGACAGGAUGUGUUGCAGCAUCAUCCUCAUCAGAUAGCAGCGGGGCGAGACCGGAGGCAAAAUCCAGCAAAAUCAGUGAUGGAGGCGGCGGCGUCAUCGGCAGUGGCGGGUCCAGCGGCGAUAGCUGCACCCUCCAUGAUCCGGCAGCGGCGGCCACAAAGGAACAGCAUCAGGAGCAGCCAUUGGCCAUACACUAUUUGGCCAGCUUCCAUGAGAUCUGCGUGGUGACCGCCUUGCUGCCACUGGUGACUCUCUUCACCUGCUUUGUGACCGCCUACGUCUUCCAGUACGACGAUGUACACGAGACACAUUGCCGCGUCUACAAUAUAAUACCCUCGAUAAGUGCAAUUACGGGCGUAAGUCCGCAGCGCUACUUCUGGCGUUUUAGCAUUGCGCUGCACAUCGGACCGCGAAUACCCAUUGCCUUUGUCUACAAGAACUACUAUCGGUCGCAGCUGAAGCGGCUCAGCCCAGAGCUGGUGCCACAGGCCAGCUGGCUGAUCAGCCUUAUUCUGGUGCUCAAUUGCAUUGAGAUAGCGUCCCUCGGCGGCGUUACCUAUAUAUCAAAUCGGGAGAACUAUCCCGUGCACGAGAGAAUCUUCAUCACGUUCAUGGUUUGUUCGCUGUGCUAUAUGCUGGCCACCAUCAAGCUGAAUGGAAUACUCAAUGCGGGCCAGUCACUGAAUGUUCAGCAGCAGCAGUCCAUCAAGUGGAAGAAGUUCUUCUUUGUGGCCUCUAUACUGAGCACCAUCGGUCUGUUGGUCUUCUUUGCCAAACAUCGCUUUUACUGUCACGAUUUGGCCUUUAGCUGGUUUGCAUUCUUCGAGUACUUGAUUGCCAUUGCCAAUAUGCUGUAUCAUUUCACCAUCAUCUGGGACUUUCCGUCGCAGUACAUGGUGAUUGUGCAGGGGCCGCUGGAGAAUAUAUCGCAGUACUUGAGCAGCAGGCCGAAAACUGACUAGAUCUGGGAUAUGCUCCCUCCAUGCGUUCGUUUGAUUUCUCGUGCUUUCUCUCCUACCGUGUACAGUGUCUGUAUAACUCCCAUUCGAAACGUACAAUUAUUGAUCUUCUGCAACUUUAAAGUUUAAACCUAAGCGCUUCCAUUGCAAACACAAAACAUUAUAUUUUUCUCUCAAUUUUCUCUCUCUCUACACACUCGAAAAAGUUAACGAAAAACUAAAAACCAAACGCGGAAACGAAAGGAAAGGAAAAUGUUUUAAGCAAAAAAAUAAACCGAAAAAACGAAAGCGAAACUGCUCCAUAGUUCCACAAAUAUUAUAAUAUAUAUAUUAUAUAUCUUACGGGCAUAAUGUCCUUUGUACACAUUCGAAUUACGAGUAAAUGUAUUAAGUAAUGGUUUAAGUGCACCAAAGAAAUACCAUAGAGUAGAUGACAACUGGUAGCUCGGAAAAAAAGAGAAGAGAACAAAGUAGCGGGGCAGCAGAGGCCGCUUUCAAGCAGAUCUCAUGUCAAUUCCCAAAUUCAAGGAGUCAGCGUUUAUUACAUUGUAGCACUUAGACGUACAUAUCGUGUAUACAGAAGGAGCAAGGAAACAUCAUCCAAAACUUGUGGGGAAAUACAUAGCAUAGCACGUUUGGUGACCCUAUUGGGCGCCUAUGCACCCUGUGAGCCCCUGAACAUAAUUCAGACAAUAGACAGGCAACGAACCACACACACACCACAGACACAGAGGAUAAACAAAUCUAGCAAAUAAUAAAAAGGCAAUUCUACUUAGCCAAUGAAUGAGAACAGUGGAAAACAUACACAUACAUACAUAGCUCGUGGAUGGGGAAAUUUUAUUUACGGAACGAGUGGCUGGAUCAUAGCUAAUCGAAUUGUAUACAAAAUUAAGGAGCCUCUCCCGUGUACUCUGGAAUAUUGGGGAAGAACGGAAGGAACCCUUGUAUUCGUUUGUAUUUAUUUGUGUUCUGUGUUUUUUUUCUGAACAAAUGUAAUUCCAAAAUUGAAUCUUGUACCAUACACAACAGUAACAGCAACCGAAGCAGUAGAGGAAACACUUUUAUUCCAUAAGUAAAAUAAUAUUAUUAAUAAUUAUGCCAAUUAUGAAUUGUAUUUGUGAGAGAGAUACCUACGCCCCGUUUCAAUUUGAAUUCUUUGAAUUUUGUGAACCCAAACUGUAGCUAAACCAAUGAAAACAAUUGUUAUUUCUUACACGCAACAAAUGGAAUGAUAUGAUGAUAUGGUACCCAUGCAAAUGUACUCGCUGGGGGGACUUAUAUAUACAUGUAUAUAUAUAUAUGUUAGGCAAUAGUUGAGCUAUAUAUUUGAAUUGAAUUGAAUUGAAUUGAAUUACCAAAUGUUAAUGCGUUACAAUUUAUAAGUUCCAUAGCUCCCUGCUCCCUGCCCAUAUCUCGCUCAUGUUUCCCCUCCUACCACGCCUUUGCAAAAACUUCUAAUUAUGUGCCUAUCUUUCGCUUUAUAAACAUACACAUACAUAUGUACUUACCAUAUAUAACGGUAUUGUAUCUAAUGUACCUCCUGUUGCCUCUUUCAUCGCCUAUUUUCGAUUGGUUUUAUAUGCCUACGUAUGUGCUAUAUGGUGAAUACCUUCUUAAACGGAUGAUUGGAUGGAUCACUUUUUAAAAUGCAACCUUUUUACCUUUGCAUACAUUUUUAGGCGACACAAAGUAAGCGAUUUAUUAUUAAAAAACGACAACAAC